GUGGGAUUGGGCCGAGUUCCGGCGCGAGACAGCUUUUGAGAAGAGCGGAGAGCGGCUGCUGGGAGGCGUGAGGUAGCGAUGUUCCGGAUCGAGGGCCUCGCGCCGAAGCUGGACCCAGAGGAAAUGAAACGGAAGAUGCGCGAAGACGUGCUCUCCUCCAUACGGAACUUUCUUAUCUACGUGGCCCUGCUGCGAGUCACUCCUUUUAUCUUAAAGAAAUUGGACAGCAUAUGAAUAUUGGGCCUCACAUGUGAAUGCAUGAGAUGAAGAUCCUGGUUACAGUUUCUGCUCCCUUCUGCAAGUGAAUAGGCCCGGAAAGAUGUAAGAAACUCUUUGAUUGAAUGGACAUAAAAAUUCUACUUGUUAAGAACAAGCUUGGCUCUGGUGACCAACCUUUAUAGCUGAAAUAGGAGACUGUUUGGGAAGUAUGAAAAGACUUCUUGUGGUCAUAGUGCACCUUUAUGCCUGUGAUAUUCAGCCCCCGUGAAUGUUGGUAUAAUUGUAAGUAAUGUUAAACUCCAUGUUCUAGCAAGUAUUAAAGGGUACUUAUGUCUGAAA
Choloepus didactylus (southern two-toed sloth) is the source of this 558-nucleotide messenger RNA. RefSeq names its product translocase of outer mitochondrial membrane 5 (gene TOMM5). The transcript is spliced from 2 exons. Bases 79 to 234 code for a protein of 51 amino acids. Gene Ontology annotation, cellular component: mitochondrial outer membrane translocase complex. NCBI's taxonomy places the organism in Eukaryota, Metazoa, Chordata, Mammalia, Pilosa, Megalonychidae. The record is from RefSeq and is a predicted model, not a curated record.